AUGUUCGGUCCACCAGCCGUUUCGGCCAUAUCCUGCUUGCCAAAUUUCUCACCCAACCACAUAUCCGUCCAUUUUUCCAGUCCACUCACCUGUGUUUCCCCAAACCGUGUUUCCGAGGAAUACUUAGAACCCCUCACUUCUUCGCUCCUCGGUGGCCCCCGCCCUUCCUGUGAAGGUCCUCUGCUGCCCCCACAUGAUUUGACCUCGGACACUGCCGUGUCGAUGGCAACUCCUUCUGUGCCAUCUGACGGAGAAACGGAAGUUGUUCCUGCUGGAAAGCCUGGUAGCGUUUAUGAUGUUCCUCCCCAACGUAGCCCUGGUGACCUCUGCCUAGCACUUCCCUCAAGGGAGGCGAUUGCAAGUAUGGGACCACUAAACACAGCGGAGAUUGCUCAACGGACCAAAGAAACACUCCAACGCCACUCUAUAAGUCAAAGGGCUUUUGGUCUGCGUGUACUAGGCCUCUCGCAAGGCAGUGUGUCGGACCUCCUCACCAGGCCAAAACCCUGGAAGACAUUGACACACAAGGGCCGUGAGCCCUAUAUUCGUAUGCACAUUUUCCUCGAAAACCCUUCUCUCCUGUCAAAAGAAAGUAAAGGCAAUCCUGAACAGAGUGGCAUUGCAAACGAAACGGGCUCUGAUGGCACACCCCCGCUGAAACAUGUACUUAACCUGUUUAAUGAGCCUCUUCGUCACGCUGUUGAUAUCAAUUCCGAGGAAGGUCUGAGCAUGAUGAUGAAUGGACUUGACAUACCACCGUUAGUGGUCGAAGUUAAGGAGGUACGUAUCCUAUUAUCGGUUUUCAUUAGUCACAUGAUAGCCCGUUCAUGUGACAGUUCCAUGUAUCCAAACUUGAGCAGGAUAGCCAGGCUGAACUCAAUUUAUCGAGGCUCUUAUGUAUUCUCCGCCUGA
Molecule: messenger RNA, 912 nt
Organism: Dibothriocephalus latus
Lineage: Eukaryota; Metazoa; Platyhelminthes; Cestoda; Diphyllobothriidea; Diphyllobothriidae
Source: the annotation of a GenBank genome assembly